Molecule: messenger RNA, 8014 nt
Organism: Xiphophorus couchianus (Monterrey platyfish)
Lineage: Eukaryota; Metazoa; Chordata; Actinopteri; Cyprinodontiformes; Poeciliidae
Gene: kcnb2b
Product: potassium voltage-gated channel subfamily B member 2b
Exons: 3
Coding region: 559-3066 (835 amino acids)
Biological process (GO): potassium ion transmembrane transport; action potential; protein homooligomerization
Cellular component (GO): neuronal cell body; dendrite; membrane
Molecular function (GO): protein binding; delayed rectifier potassium channel activity
Source: RefSeq, a predicted model, not a curated record
UUCUAUAGUACACAGCGGGACACUCCGCAGUUCGCUCAUCCCGCUCCUUCCCCUUGCCUUCUUUUUACGCGCUCGACGUCUCUGCAUUGACAGCGCUUGAGAGAGCCAGUCUUCUUCAGAGCUUUUUAGGUGCUGGAAAGGCGCAGGGCACUCAGCUUUCCGAUGGCGAAGCGGUCCAUGUGGUCGUUCAUAGAGAAGGAUUAAAACCUUUUUUUUCUUUCUUUCUUUCUUUUUGUUUUUCCUCCCUCCACCUCUUUCUCUAUCUGUCUGUGUUUUCUCCUCACACUAAUUUCCCACAUAAUGUGGGACGCCCGUUGUGUGCGCGGAGUGCUCCCCUCAGUCGUAUCCGCCUAACUGAAGGGGGAUCCCGGCUCGUUUUUCCACCUCUGCUCCCUUAGGACACAGAGGAGUUUGCAUGAAAAGGCUGGUUUACAGCGGCAAGCCAUGGAGGGACUUGCCUAAAGAGGAUCCAACUUAAGUCAAAAGUUUUAUACUUUUUCCCUGGUUUUAGUCUUCGCCAAUUGUAAGAUCUUCCAAGAAGUUUCCAAUUCCAUUAUCAUGGCCGAGAAGCUUGGAUCGGCGGGGCCUAAACCCAACAACGUCCGAACUGCCCCACCACUGCCCCCCGAGCCCAUUGAAAUCAUCCGCACCAAGGCCAGAUCACGCAGGGUCCGCCUUAAUGUUGGGGGUCUGAACCACGAGGUCUUGUGGCGGACCCUUGAUCGCCUGCCCAGGACCCGGCUUGGCAAGCUUCGAGACUGCAACACCCAUGAGUCCCUCAUGGAGAUCUGCGACGACUACAGCCUGAACGAGAAUGAGUACUUCUUUGACCGGCACCCGGGGGCCUUCACCUCCAUCCUGAACUUCUACCGCACGGGCAAGCUGCACAUGAUGGAGGAAAUGUGCGCCCUCUCGUUUGGCCAAGAGCUGGACUAUUGGGGGAUCGACGAGAUCUACCUGGAGUCCUGUUGCCAGGCCCGCUACCACCAGAAGAAGGAGCAGAUGAACGAGGAGCUGCGGAGGGAGGCUGAGACUAUGAGGGAAAGAGAGGGAGAAGGAGAGUUUGAUAACACCUGCUGCCCGGAGAAGAGGAGGAAACUGUGGGAUCUCCUGGAGAAGCCCAGCUCCUCAGUGGCUGCCAAGAUUCUCGCCAUAAUAUCAAUCCUCUUUAUCGUUCUGUCCACCAUCGCCUUGUCUCUCAACACCUUACCAGAGCUCCAGGUCAUGGACGAGUUUGGUCAAGCCAAUGAUAACCCUCAGCUGGCCCAUGUGGAGGCUGUUUGCAUCGCAUGGUUCACCAUGGAAUACCUCCUACGCUUCCUGUCCUCUCCGAACAAGUGGAAGUUCUUUAAAGGCCCACUGAAUGUCAUUGAUCUGCUGGCCAUCCUGCCCUACUAUGUCACCAUCUUCCUAACAGAAUCCAACAAGAGUGUGUUACAGUUCCAAAAUGUGCGCCGUGUAGUACAAAUAUUCAGAAUCAUGAGAAUAUUGAGAAUCUUGAAGUUGGCCAGACACUCUACAGGGCUCCAGUCUCUAGGGUUCACUUUGAGAAGGAGCUACAACGAGCUGGGCUUGCUUAUAUUAUUUCUUGCCAUGGGCAUCAUGAUAUUUUCCAGUUUGGUGUUCUUUGCUGAGAAAGAUGAAGAUGCCACCAAAUUCACAAGUAUUCCUGCCUCAUUCUGGUGGGCCACCAUUACAAUGACUACCGUGGGCUAUGGGGAUAUUUACCCACAGACUUUACUUGGAAAGAUCGUUGGUGGACUCUGCUGUAUUGCAGGGGUUCUAGUCAUUGCCCUACCAAUCCCUAUCAUUGUCAACAACUUCUCAGAAUUUUAUAAGGAGCAGAAGAGGCAAGAUAAAGCCAUCAAGAGGAGGGAGGCAUUGGAGAGAGCCAAGAGGAAUGGCAGCAUCGUAUCAAUGAACCUAAAAGAUGCCUUUGCUCGUAGUAUGGAAAUAUUGGAUGUGGUGGUAGAGAAAGGAGAGGACAAAACUUCCCUGGACAAUCAUCUUACACCAAGCCGUUUGGGUAGCUCCACUAGGCACGCCACUUCUGAGAGCAGUCUCAGAUCUCCAGACAAACGAAACCCAGAGUUAGGACCUCAAAGCUCACCCCAUGGUAUAACCAUCACCACCACUGGAAGUCAGCAUCGGAUAAGCAGGACCCCACAGCACCUUAGCGUUCAGAAACUGGAGGAAAUGUACAACCAGAUGACCAAGUCUCAAUCCUUCACGAAUCUGAGUUCCAUGAGCACUCUGAGCACAACUAUGACUGUCCCUGGAUCGCCAAAGAAAUCUCUCAGCCCUGACUCUACAUUAAAGGAAGAGGUGCUACUUGAAAUGAGGGAAGUCAGGGAUUCUUUGAAAGACAAUGUAGCCAGCUGUCCAGCAGAGUGCAUAAACCACGGCUUCAACCAGGCUGGUGAUGAUUAUGGGUUAUAUGAGAUCAGACACCCCACAAUUCCACCGCUUUUGAAUUUUAGCCACUUGAGGUGUACUGGUAAUGACUUCUAUGAAUCUCACAACCCAUGUGAUGGAUCAGAUUUACAUACAGAGGAAGGAAGACGCUUUAACAGUGCUGCGGAGAUAACCCAAAGCUCUCCAUCUGAAAAUAAUUCUCCAAACAUAAAAGGGUUGAAGACUAACUUCAGCAAAUCCUCCAAUGAAGGUCCUAUUACUCCACCUAGCACCACCUCUCCUGGAGAUAUUAGCUCAAGUGUCCUGGGAGAUGAGUCCCCAAUGGGAGAGACGUCACCACUUAUUCCCAGUUCGGAAGAGCUUAUCCCAGUUACAUUAGAGGGCCCCUGCAGCUUCUCCCCUAAGAAACUAUUGGUAGACACCCCACCUGGUGAUGAAGAUCAGUCCACAGACAACCACGAGGAGAAACAACUUAUGGAGGAGGCUGGCGCUGCAGUUGCACCCUUGUCACCCAAAACAGCAGUACAAAAUUGCUCCCAAGGCAACAACCCAGGUGGACACAAAGUAGAGAAUCACAUAUUUACAUCAUCUGACAUCCACCUGAUACCUGGAGAUGGCAGCCUCUCUCCAACCUGUGAAACAAGCAUGUGAGCAACAGGGAAAGCUAGACCUAAAACAACCUCAGCCCUGGCAUGUGGGGGAGCAGUAGAAAAAGGCUUGGUGCAGUCUGACAGAAAGAUACUUUUGCAUGGCAUGACAAGUUCUCUUUUACUUGUGUUGUUGUGUAUUGCUGAAUCGGAAACUGCAGUUCUUUGUGCAGUUUUGAGAGUGACGCUGGAGUAAACAGUGAGUUCAAUGAGACAAAAAAGAGGCUCUGGAGGUAUGGGGAAUUUGUUGUCUAAUGCAGACACAAGUUCUCCCAACGUAAAAAAAAAUCCUCUUUUUUUGCAAGGGAAAUGCACAGACAGACUUAUCUGUACAAAGCAUGCAUUUAAACAAAGACAGAUAUUUUAUGGUGCUUAGUUUGCUGAAAGCACUCCACUGUACAUACAACAACAUGCAAGGCAAUGACAAUGCAAAGGACAGAAGGUACAAACAUUUGUAAUGUGAAAAAGGAUGUGGUGGAUUGAAUCAACAGCCAUGAGAGUGGGUGUUGGCAUCGUAGCGAUCUAUAUUUAAAAUACAAAAGAAAAAAAAACAUAUCAUUACCUAAUGUGGAAAUGCAAAGUGCUCCCAUGAUGAACCCUGUAAUGUUUUUUUUUCUUUUCUCUUAGUGCAAAUGAUGUUUCAACCUGUAAUACUGAGAAUAUUGCUUUGGGUUUUCAUAGCACCUUUUCAGCUUUUAGUUUUGUAAUCAUCCAGAUAUCCAGUCUCUACAUUCAAGUCACCUCUAUUCACCUAAAGCACAUAACCCCUAUACUGCAGAUGCCAAAUAUGUAUAUAACCAGUAAAACUGGAAACACAGAAAAAAAAUUUAUGCAGGAUCAUCAGUAGGGGACCAGUUUUAGAUUCUGUCCUAAUCACUUCUAAGAAUUGUAUUCACUCUCUGACAACAGAUUAUAUACAUCUUUAAGUAGACUUAAGAAUCAAUAGAAUAUAAAUUUUGUAGGAUUAGACAUCACAAAAUAAAAAAAAUUCAUAUAAGAAUAUUUCAGAAAAAAUGUCAAUAAUACAGAUAAAUGCUUAAAUAUUAAUAGAGAUGCAUUAUAAAAUUGGCUGUUGACUGAAACCACAUUAUUUCUAACUUUUAAAUAUUUUUUGAGUAGCGAAUACCUCAUACCAAGUGCUACUGGGAUCAAGGAAAAGAACACUAUUUGGUGUUAAAGCUGUAAUUGGAAAAUACUCAGUUACUUGAGAGUGAAGUCAAAGAAAGCCAAUAGAUGAGGGAAGCUCUUUAAAAAAAACUGUGCUCUCUGUGAUAUGUCCAGAGAUGGCGACAAUUCUUUUAGGCUGCUGCAAAGGAGUCAGAGAGAGAGUUAAACUUGAGCAGAUAACAGAAAGAUUGAACAGAGCACUUCGGGUGCUCUGUUUUAUUGUUUGAACUUUCAGCCUGUCUGUCAUGGAACAUUUGAUUUAGAAAAGUUGGCAGUUUUUCAAAACUAAAAAUCUCAAUUACCCAAGGAAUACACACAUAAUAUGGUGUUUUAUAAAUGCUAACUGCACUAGUCGCUAAUCUAAAGACAACGUAAAAUGUCAUUUUCACAAUCCUUUUGGCUUUGCUUUAAAAAAAAUUGUAAAAACCUGUUUUAUUGCGACUGCUCUCUGACAUAGCAGUGUGCCGUUGCCUCUGCUUAAAAAAAAAAACAAUGACUGACAGUAGGAAAGAUAGAAAAGUAUAUUUUGACUGCUGUUCUUAUAUUAUCUUAUAAUAUCUUAUAGAGAAAUCAGAAUCAGCUAAAAUUGGUAUGGGGAGGUCAAAAAACAGAGUUUGGAAGUUGACAACAUAUUUCCGAGGAUUGCAUCACUAAAUAUUAGUAUUUAUGCCAAUUUAUAGGAUAUUGACUAUAACAUAAAGUAACAGUAUUCUUCCUAAUACCAAUGGACCAAAUUAAGCACACUUACAUGCUUUUAUCUAUCACAGCUGCAUCAUAUCAUCUAUUAAAAACAUCUUAUAACUAGAGUUGUAUUUGUUGCUUAUGGUUCGUUUAACUGCAUUGAGUACAUUGUCUUACCUCCCCUGCAUCCUAAUGUCUCCUGCAACUUUAGCCGAUCUAGCUGAUCGGUUUAUGCCAUUUUUUUUUCCUCAUUAUUUAUUUGUGGUGUUUUAGACUGUAAUUUAUUAUGUUUUUCAGUCAACCUUAAACCCAAUGGAGUUCUUUUUUCUCUCUUUUUGUCUCUUGUCUUCUCACGAUUGUUUUACACUGACUGAAAAUAUCUGUUGAUGUUGCCUUUGAUUGCAUUUUUUUUUUUUUUGCUAGAAGCAUGUACAUUGUCUCGAUGUGUCUGUAUGAGUGAGUUUGAGCCGCACAAAUCUGAAUUGCAGUGAGAGGAAGGACAUGGGUGAGUUGUUAGUUUUAUUUUAAUUUUUUCUUUCCUAUUUAUGAUCACCAUGUCUUUGGGGGGGUUUUUUUCACAGAAAGUUGUGGAAUGUGCAAUACCGCAUACUGCAAUCUAUGCAGGCCAAGAAUUGUGGCACUUUAUUUUCUGUCAAUGGGAAUUUGUAAGUGUACAGGCAGAAAUGACCUGUAUUUUUCAAAUGUUUUAUCUUUAAUAUGGUGGUGAAACACUGCUGCAGCUACCAGAAUCUAUCAAAAACAAUGCAAAUGGGAAUUAAAGUUUUGAUUUUAUAUUAUACACAUAAAUUGCUGUCACAAGCACCUUAAUGCCAGGUAUCAACAUACCUCAAAUUUUAAUAUUUGUGGGUAGAUGGAUCCAAAUUGACCACCAGGGCCUUUUAUAUAGCUGUUCAAAUAAUAAUAAUAACCUGAUCUAAUUUUAGUCGCCACAAGCAGUAUUUUGUGUUUUUUUGUGAAUUAAGAAUGAUUCUAUUUUUUCUAAACCAAAAAAACGGAGCAUGACCACAAUUUCCUGCCAUAUGGUGGUUGAAAUGAUGCCCACUUUUUCAUAAGACCUCUGUUUAUGAGAAGGCAGCAAGUCAUUUGCUUUGUUCAUAUAGCACUGUACAGAAAAUUCUAAUUUUAUAGGAGAAAUCAGGUCUUUAUGUAACAGAUACAAGUAAUGUUAUUGAGUUCUCAGGUUUUCUAUAAAUCUCUGAUGUUCUCAUUGGAUAAAUGAUUUGUUGUUUGUGUUGUUUUAUUUUUCUUUUUAACAACUAGUGUCAAACUCUCUAUUUCUGUACUUUUUCAAAGCUGUUGUCAAAUUAAUGUCAAUGUCCUGGCUGCUAUAUAAUGGAGCCACAAUAUGUAUCCCUCGUCAUGGAUAAUUCUGUGCAGCACAUUGAAUAUUCAUCUCCAUUAGCCUUCAGUGAUGAGCAAAGGAUUGACAAUGAGUGUCUAUAGCCAUCCAUCAGAUUGCAGUGCCUUGCAAAAGUGGAUAUGUCUUUUGAAUUUUUUCAAAAUAAAAUUUAAGUUUACAGCCACAAACUUCAGUAUAUUUAUCUACAAUAUGAUAUCCAGUGAUUAAAUGCUGUCCACCUGUGUGUAAUUCAGUCUCGGUAUAAGUCCAAUAAUUCUAUGAAGGCCUCAAAGGUUUAUUAAGAUAAUACUAGCAAACAAACUGCCUCAUGAAGACCAAGGAACAAAGCAUAUAGGUCAGGGUGAGAAGCUUAGAGCAAAGUUGGUUUCAUAAAAGCGAUAUUCCAAAGCUUUGCAAUAUUUGAAAAUUUCAUGGUGCACUGUUCAAUCCAUUAUCUUAAAACAGAAAGAACAAGACACAGUUAGGCAGAGACCAUUAAUCAGAGAAGGAUCCAAGGGUCCCAUGGUAACUCUGGAGGAACUGCAGAGAUCCACAUUUUAAUUAUUUUUUGUGAACUGUAAGUCCAUGCUUUCGUUCUGCUUUACCUUCAUGCAACACUUUGUGUUGCUACAUAAAUUCACCUAAAAUAUAUUGCGGUUUGUGGUUGCAAUGUGCUCAAAUGUGAAAAGAUUCAAGGAGUGUGAAUACUUUUGUGGUGCACUGUACAUUGUCUACUGUUCCAUUCUCUACAGCUUUACAGACUUUGGCCACCUGGUGUGACUCGGCAAAGGCAAUCACCGGGUUAAAGAAAAGCCGUGUAGAGGAAGCAAAAGUGUCCUGUUAAAUGUUUUUGAAAACCAUUUCAAUCGGUGAUUUCUUUUUUGCAUAUCCUUUUUUUUUUUCAACCUGUAUGCCCAACGUAGCAUAAUCUGACUCAGUAUUCAGAGAUUUGCAAGACCUCAUGGAGUUAUCUUUGUGAAUUUAAUGAUGCAUCAUUGGAGACUUAGAUGUUUCUGGUUCCCUCCGAUGUCAAAUCCACGGUCAGUGUUGGUUGUUUUUGUUGUUUUCUUUUAUGAAUGAAGGUUUGAUGACAACCCUCAUGUUGAAGCUCCUUAAUUCUGUACCUAUGCUCCCUCCCCCCGCCCCUCUUCACCUCCUGUUUGUGAUAAUCAUGUGUCUGUGUUAGCCCUAAAUAAUCCUUCAUUAUAACAGAGUAGAGAAACAAAGGGAGUUGGAUUGAUCGGUUAUAUCCUAGUGGAAUAAAAUUUCUGUGGAGAGGAAUUCUGCAGGCUGACAGCGAAAAGACCAUGCUCCGUCUUAGUGUCUCAUAACAGCACAUUGAUUAGUGAUGCUGUACAGAGUGGAAAUGAUGUCUUUAUUUUCUCUGAGAGAAUGUUUGUUGUCUGUGUCGAUCACUUGUGCUUGCCAAGCCGUCCUCCCCAAAAAUGCAUAAAGCAACAUUGUUUUGUUCUUAUGUAUGUGUAUAUUAUGCCUCUUACAUUAUUAUUUUUUUAUUUGUCUUUCUCCGUUCAGCUUUGAGAUGACAUUAUCAUUAGACGUAUUCUGAGCUACAGACUGUUUCUGUACAAAGUGACAUCUUUGUAUGCAUGUUGUAGUCCAAGCAAUUAUGUGACCAUAGAACAGUUUGUUAUGGUACAUGUUUGUCAACAUUUCUGUAGCCCAUUGUUCCCCAUUACAUCUACUAGCAUUAUGCAGAAUAACAAAUAAAUGUGUAUAUAUAUUA